CUUUGGAGCUAUUUUGAGACAUACUUUCCCUUGAAUGCCAGGUGGGUGGAAAGACGGGCACCUCUCACCUCUGCAUACCCAAGACAAGGAGUGUGACAUUCAAGCCAAUGGAAUGUGGAAAGAGGAUUUGCCUUGCAGAUGGUUGAUCUUGGCAUUAUUUCAGGAGGAAUCAAGUUACUGCUGCUGCCUAAUCAUAUCACAACGGAGUUAAAAUUUCCAACAGUUGCUGAUUAGGUUCAUAACCUAUGUAAUGUAUUCCCAGGACCUAUGUGAAUCUCCACAGCUGUUUGUAAAUGGAAUCAGUUCACACGAUCUAAACCAAGGGGAUCUGGGGAAUUGCUGGUUUGUAGCUGCCUGUUCCUGUUUAGCCCUUCGGGAUGGUCAGUGGCAAAAGGUCAUCCCAGACUGGAAGAAGCAGGACUGGGACUCAAAAAAUCCAAGUAAUUAUGCAGGCAUCUUUCACUUCCGGUUUUGGCGCUUUGGUGAAUGGACUGACGUUGUGAUAGAUGAUCGUCUUCCAACACUGAAUGGCAAGCUCCUGUUUUGUCACUCGAAUUCCAAGGAAGAAUUCUGGAGUGGAUUAUUGGAGAAAGCAUAUGCAAAGCUGGCAGGUUGCUAUGAAGCUCUGGAUGGAGGAAAUGCGGGCGAUGCCAUUGUUGAUUUCACUGGCGCAGUGGCAGAAACCAUAGACGUGCAGAAUGCCAACUGUGCAGAAAGCAAAUUCAGUUAUGUGAAGCUAUUUGAGAAGCUGUCAAAAGUUUACAAGCGAGGAGGGAUGAUUAGCUGUUCCAUCCAUGACAGAGUUAACAGGAAGGUGAUGGCCAGCAAGUUGCAUGGACUGAAGACAGAGCAUUCGUAUUCUGUGACAAACAUGCAAAGAGUCCGUCUGGGUAACACUCCGGAAAAGGUGUUUAUGAUCAAAAUGAGGAACCCAUGGGGAAAAGUCGAAUGGCUGGGCCCUUGGAGUGAUAAUUCACAAGAAUGGAAGAAAGUGACAAAAAAGGAACUUAAAAGAAUUGACGUUGAUGUUAAGAAUGAUGGUGAGUUCUGGAUGGCAUUCCAAGACUGGUGUGAACUCUUCACCAAUGUAAUUUCUUGUCGGCUGAUAAACACGUCUUUAUGGAGUAUCCACAAGACCUGGGAUGAGGUGAUACUACGCGGGGCCUGGAAAAUUCAUGAAGAUCCAUUCUUGAACCGUGCUGGAGGAUGUACAAAUUAUCUGGACACUUUCCUGCAAAAUCCCCAGUAUGUCUUUGAUGUGACAAAGGAGGAGGACGAGGUACUCAUUUCACUGCAGCAGAGAGACAAACGUGUCCACAGGAUGGAAGGCAAGGGCAUGAACUUGAUCAUCGGCUUCAGCAUCUUCCAGGUGGAACUUAACCGCGAGUACAGACUGCACAGUUUCUUUAAGAAAGUAUCAACAUCGGAUUACAGUGCAAAUCGCAGUAUUUUCACGCGAACUGACCUGAAGAAAGGGCGCUAUGUCAUUAUUCCAACUACGUUGGAGCCAAAUAAAGAGGGUGAUUUUCUGCUGAGAGUCUAUACAGACAAGACUUCUGGAUGCAGGGAAAUGACCUUAGAUAAACCAGAGGUGACAUGCUGGAACAUCAUUGUGCGUUAUCCACGGAUUGUCACAAAGCUACUCCUUCACGGUGCAAGAGAUCUCCCAGUGCAAGAAUCCUCUGGAGGAGCAAACCCAUACGCAGUAAUUAAAUGUGAAUUUCGCAGCGUACGUACUGCUGUCUUUGAAAACACGCUGAAUCCACAAUUUGACUCCAGCGUAAUAUUUUACAGGAAGAGCCCUACCCUUCCAAUCAUCAUUCAGAUUUGGAACAGCAACAGAUUUUAUGAUAAGUUAAUGGGGGAGGUGACCCUCGAAGGAUCCCAAGAUAACCCCAUCACUCAACAGACCUUGCAGCUUCAGAACAAGGGCCAGCAGGAAGGCGAGACGCCAGGCAGCAUCACCAUCACUGUCAAGAGCAGCAACAACCUGGCAGCAUUCUGAAAUGCAAAGGCUGCCAAGAUAACCACAUUGCAGCUGUGCUUCAAACACAUCCUUUUUAUUCCUCCCAGAACAGAGUGCAGAGAUUUAAACAACGGCUUAUGAAAGAACCUGUCAACACCUACUUCCCUUCCUCUCCAACCCUCUAACCAUCACAAAAAAUGUUCCAAGUAUGUGACUUAAGAAAAAAAUUUCUUAAUUAUUAUCUCCAAUAGCAAUAGCCAAUCACGUUCUGUGUUGCAAAUCUAUUUUUAACCCAUUUCUGAUAAUCAGUAUGCUACGCAAAAUGCUGAAACAUAUGACUCGACUUAUUUCUCUCUUUAAAUUUAUAGAAAAGAUUUUCUUUACCAACAUAUCUUUAUAAGGCAUUGGUCAGACCAAAUAGAACAUAGAAUAGUACAGCACAGUUCAGGCCCUUCGGCCCACAAUGUUGUGCCGACCCUCAAACCCUGCCUCCCAUAUAAGCCCCCACCUUAAAUUCUUCCAUAUACCUGUCUAAUAGUCUCUUAAACUUCACUAGUGUAUCUGCCUCCACCACUGACUCAGGGAGUGCAUUCCACACACCAACCACUCUCUGAGGUAAAAAACUUUCCUCUAAUAUCCCCCUUGAACUUCCCACCCCUUACCUUAAAGCCAUGUCCUCUUGUAUUGAGCAGUGGUGCCUUGGGGAAGAGGCACUGGCUAUCCACUCUAUCUAUUCCUCUUAUUAUCUUGUACACCUCCAUCAUGUCUCCUCUCAUCCUCCUCUCCAAAGAGUAAAGCCCUAGCUCCCUUAAUCUCUGAUCAUAAUGCUGUAAAUCUGGAGUAUUGAGAGCAGUUUUCGGCCUCCUAUCUAAGAAUGGAUGUGCUGGCAUUGGAGACGGUCCAGGGGAGGUUUAUGAGAAGGUUUCUGGGAUGAAAGGGUUAACAUAUGAGGAGAGUUUGAUCACUCUGAGCCUGUACUCACUGGAGCUUAGAAGAAUGGUUUGGGGAGAGGGGGAGAAUCUCAUCAAAAUCCACUAAAUAUUGGAAGGCCUAGAUAGAGUGGAUGUGCAGAGGAUGUUUUCAAUAGUGGGAGAGUCUAGGACCAGAGGGCAUAGCCUCAGGACAGAAGUAUGUCCAUGUAGAACAAAGAUGAAGAGGAAUUUAUUUAGCCAGAGGGUGGUGAAUCUAUUGAAUUCAUAACCACAAACUGCCAUGGAGGCCAAGUCAUUGAGUAUUUAAAGCAGAGGUUGAUAGGUAAUUAGUACCGAUGUCAAAGAUGAAGGGAUUGAGAAAGAAAAUAAAUUAGCCAUGGUUGAAUGGGGGAGCAGAUUCAAUGAGCCAAAUGGUCAAAUUCUGAUGCUGCAAUUUAUAGUCCCAUACUGGAUCCAAGUUCCACAAUUCCUGAUACCGUAUUUGCUGCUGCUUCCUCUGCUGGGUCAAGACCAUUACAGCAUUGCUGUCAGGUAUGUUAUGUAGGUCUAGAUGUUAAUGCCCCUUAUUUGCACUCCUGAGACAUGCUGCCUAGACUCUGUGGGGUGGCCAAGUGUCUGGUGGCAUCUUCUGGGUUAUCAAGUGGGUGCCCUCUUUCCUCAGUGUUUCCUCAAGCCCACGACACCUCCGGAGGGUUCAGCAUUGAAUCCCGGCAUCCCAGGCUCACCCCCUAGAUGCCUUUCACUCACUUGGGGGCCCAGAUGGAAUCCUUUCUCUUCAUCCAGAGCCACUGACUACCCUUUUCAGCAGCUCUGGAGAGGUCUUUGACUGCUUGUCAGUGUGUCUUCCCUCGCACUCCCAGCUCCCGGAGUAGCCUUGAUGUUGAUGAGGCUACAAAUCCUCUGCAGCCUACUUCCACCGGUCGGACCUUUGCUUUCCAGCCACGUUGUUGCACAUUGACUGUAAGCUCAGCAUACCUCAGCUUCUUGCGCUCGUAGGCCUCCUCCACUGCAUCCUCCCAGGGCACUGUAAGCUCGAUGAUGUAAACAAGAUGGAGUGAGGCCAAUCAUAGCACAAGGUCUGGUCAGAGGUUGGCUUCUGCAAUUUCAGUUGGGAAGCAGAGCCCUUGGCCUAAGUUUGCCACCAUCUUCCAAUCACAUGCCCCACCGAGCUGCCCGGUGUCUGGUCUCGAUGUAUCGAGUCUGGCUUGACCCUCACCUUCCUGGACAAAUGCUGUUAAUGGCCAGUGGGAUGAAGGGGGAGGGAGAGUGUUGACGCUCAUCCGCCGACUUUCCGGCACUGCUGCAAGACACCAUAGCACCUAGUUGUGCUGGCAGGUGUAUUGGCCUUGAGUAAGGCUGGUCUUGCAGCCCACCAGAAUGUGUUUUAGUGUUGCUGAAGUCGGGCAGAGGGAGCAUGUGGGGUCCUUUCCAUACCACUGGCUGAGAUUCAUGGGAGACGUCAUAGGCAGCCAUGUUGGUGAAGCUCGUUCUGAACGUCCCCAUCUCCCACAGCUCUUUCCAGGAGAUCUUUCUUUUCUUCACUCCCUCCCAUCUCAUCCAUUGCCCUUGCCUUGCCUGAGCGAUGGCCUUUGCGCCCCUUACCGCCUCCUCCUGCCGACGUAUCUCCUGCGUCACGAGCCUGCGUCUCUGAGACGGAGCAGCCUUGUUCCAGGCUGGUGUACUGUCCCCAAGGCCAAGACCGCUCCUCCCCGCUGCACUCGGCCCACGAUGUCCCUGUGCUCGAGAGUCGCCUUUGCUUGCUCGGUUGCUCCUGAUGGAGUCCAUUUCCUCCCAGUAUCCAGGAUGAGGGUAGCUUGUGCUACAAAUAGAUCACUCGCCUCUGUUAACAUCAUCUCCAGUCCUAUUUUGGUGUACUUGUACUCCUCUGAAAGACUGGAAAUGGGUAUCUCUAGGACUCCUUUGCUGUAGAGCAAAUCCUUUCUCUUCAUCCAGAGCCACUGACUACAAUUUUCAGCACCUCUGGAGAGGUCUUUGACUACUUGUCGGUGUGACUUCCCUCACGCUCCCAACCCCUGGAAUAGCCUUGAUAUUGUUGUGGCUACAAAUCCAGUUUACACUGCCACUCUUCACCUCCCCUUUAGCCCCAGAUUUGCUCUCCCUUGGAGGAUGCGCACUUCAGAAAGCUGGUAUAUUUUGGUCAGUAAAUUAGAAUGACUGAGCAUUGAAUGGUAAAAACAUCCUGUGCUGUGUGGGAACUCCAGCUGCUACUAGGGUCGCAGGUUGUACUGUCAAAUGGAGCACGAGCUGCAGAGAACUACGGUGGUAGUACAUUUCAGGAGUUAGCACCCGACUCUUUUCACAACUUCAUGGUGCAAGAGUUCUUCCAAAGCAAGCUUCCUCCAGAGGUACAUCCAAUAUUAUCUACAUCCAAAUAUUGGUGUGAUUAAUAUGUUUUCAUAUCCCAUUCAGCCCAAUGAGUCUGUACUAGCUUUCAAAGUUUUUCCUCGGUUACAUUCCCAUAUUUAUUUUUAUGCAGCCUGUUGUAUCUCACGUCUCCUUCAGCUCACUCCUCAUUCUCCUCUGCUUUAGGGACAAUUUACAACAGCCAACUAACUGGCCAGCAUGUCUUUGUGUAAUGGGAGGAAUCCCACACAAGUAACAGAAAGAAUAUUCUCAUUCACUCACUACACAAGGUCAAGAUCGAACCUGGGUCACCAAGAAAGUGUGGCAGCACCACUGUACUGCCAGACAUUUCUGGUUGAUCCUCACAUUUUUGGCAAUACCAGUCUUAACCCAGCUAUUGGUCAAUAGUCUAACAGUUAUGCAAAAACAAGUAUACAGUGGCAUGCAAAAGUUUGGGCACCCCUGGUCAAAAUUUCUGUUACCGUGAAUAGCUAAGUGAGUAAAAGAUGAACUGAUUUCCAAAAGGCAUAAAGUUAAAGAUGACACAUUUCUUUAAUAUUUUAAGCAAGAUUACUUUUUUUAUUUCCAUCUUGUACAGUUUCAAAAUAACAAAAAAGGAAAAGGGCCCAAAGCGAAAGUUUGGGCACUCUGCAUGGCAGUACUUAGUAACACCCCCUUUGGCAAGUAUCAUGGUUUGUAAACGCUUUUUGUAGCCAGCUAAGAGUCUUUCAAUUCUUGUUUGGGGGAUUUUCGCCCAUUCUUCCUUGCAAAAGGCUUCUAGUUCUGUGAGAUUCUUGGGUCAUCUUGCCUGCACUGCUCUUUUGAAGUCUAUCCACAGAUUUUCAAUGAUGUUUAGGUCAGGGGACUGUGAGGGCCAUAGCAAAACCUUCAGCUUACGCCUCUUGAGGUAGUCCAUUGUGGAUUUUGAGGUGUGUUUAGGUUCAUUAUCCUGUUGUAGAAGCCAUCCUCUUUUCUUCUUUGGCUUUUCUACAGACGGUGUGAUGUUUGCUUCCAGAAUUUGCUGGUAUUUAAUUGAAUUCAUUCUUCCCACUGCCAGUAAAUGUUCCCCGUGCCAGUGGCUGCAACACAAGCCCAAAGCAUGAUUGAUCCACCCCCAUGCUUAACAGUUGGAGAGGUGUUCUUUUCAAGAAAUUCUGCACCCUUUUUUCUCCAAACAUACCUUUGCUCAUUGUGGCCAAAAAGUUCUAUUCAAAAGGUUCAAAGGAACAUCUAAACAAGCCUGAUGCAUUUUGGAAACAAGUCCUGUGGACUGAUGAAGUUAAAAUAGAAGUUCUUGGCCGUAAUAAGAUGGAGAGAAAUAGAGAGGGUAAAGAUCGAGAAGUUUACUGGUUAGGUUGCAUAUUACGUAUUGUGCACUGUCCUUGUCACUACACUACAGCGAGAAUGCAAUUGUACUGGACAGAGUGCAGACAAAGUUCACUAGUAUAUUACAUAGAACAUAGAAUAUAGCACAGUACAGGCCGUUCGGCCCAGGAUGUUGUACCAACCUUGUAUCCUACUCCAAGAUCAAUCUCACCCUUCCCUCCGACAUAGCUUUCUAUUAUUUUUCUAUUCAUGUCCCUAUCUAAGUCUCUUAAAUCUCCCCAAUGUACCUGCAUCUACCACCAUCCCUGGUAGUGUGUAUUAGCCAUUUCCACCCUGAACAGCAGUGGCUGUCCAACCUAUCUGCAGUAUGUCUCUUAGUAUCUUAUACACUUCUAUCAAGUCACCUCUUAUUUUCCUUCCUUCCAAAGAGGAAACCCUGGUUCAAUUAACCUGAUAAGGUAAAACUAGAGUGAUGCGAACAAGCUGUAAAUAAGGGUAUUUGGUCAACAAGUAAAUGGGAGCUGUCAGAAUAGAGACUAAAGAACAUACACGGAAUAAUGUAGAAAUUGCAAAAUGCAGAGCAGGAGGGCAUACCUAGCCAUUUCUCUUCUCGUAUAUCUAGCCUAAAUAGCUAUGCAUUUCUGAUGUUAAUUUAGUAUGGGGAAAGGUUAUCCAUUCUUCAGUGCAAUACAUUGAACACCACUUCAGUUUGUCUACGCAUAUUCAUACACCUUUGACAUGACUACAUUUCAGGUUUGGACCAGCAAUGGUUCAAAGAUGGUUAAAUUAAAAGGGUAGGGUGUCAGGAUGGUUAGAGGAAAGAAACAGUUUUGAUGAGACUCUUUAAAUGUCUUAUUCUCUAACUUACCUGUAGCUCUCAUUCAUGUCAGUUUGACAUUGUACAAUGUUGUGAACUCCAGGUAUCUCUUGAAAGGAAAUAUUGACAGCCGUCUGGAAUUUUAGUUGCAGGAAAUGGUAAUCAGUUGGAGGAAGGUCGGUGAUAAUCAAUUAUGGAUUGAUCCAGUCACAGCCAAUAUGUAAACUGAUGCAAGAAACUAUCAUUACCUGCCAGGACUCUGCGCUUAAUAACACAAAAUCACAGUGUUGAUAAAUAACAAAUAAUUCAAUUAUCCUCAAAUUAUUUACAAGGCAUUAAUUCAUAAAUGAAAAUAUUUAAGAUAGAAUUUUUAAAAUGAUGCAUAAAAAUAACAUUCACUGCAGAAUUAAAAUACAGUAAGAUACAACUAAAUUUAAGCUUAUGAUAUAGACAAUUCUUUAUUUCCUAUACUCACGGGCCACAUGACUUAUAAAAAGUUUGUACUUAUUAAUUAGCAAUGUAAAUAUUUUUAUUAAGAUCAUAUUCAAUAAUCAAUAUUGACAUGCAUUAGAGUGGUGAACAGUAAAGAUGUACUAAAUAUUGAUGUGACAACAUUGAUCUAUACUAAGUGGCAACUUUAGUGGGUAUACCUGCUCGUUAAUGCAAAUAUCUACUCUGGCAAUCAUGUGGCAGUAACCCAAUGCAUAAAAGCACGCAGACAUGGUCAAGAGGUUCAGGUGUUCAGAAUGAGGAAGAAAUGUGUUCUAAGCAACUUUGACCAUGGAAUAAUUGUUGGUGCCAGGCAGCGUGGUUUGAACUGCUCAGAAACUGCUGAUCUCCUUGGAUUUUCAUGCACAACCAUUUACAGGGAAUGGUGAGGAAAAACUAAAAAAACACAUUCAGUAAAUGGCAGUUCUGUGGGUGAAAAUGCCUUGUUAAUGAAAGAUCUGAGGAGAAUGGCCAGACUGGAUCAAGCUGACAGCAACUCAAAUAACCAUGUGUUACAACGGUGCUGUGUAGAAGAGCAUCUCCCAAUGCACAACAUGUCAAAUGUUGAAGUGGAUAGACUACAGCAACAUGAACCCCCAUUCAGUGGCCACUUUGUUAGAUGCAUAAAGUGUCCAUCAAGUUCAUAAUCGCAGAGCAUAUUCAAGCCUAGACACAGUGCAAAUUCCCAUCAAGUUCAUAAUUGAAAAGGGCCCCCAAGCCUAAACAUUCCUAAUAGCCAAUGAAAAUGGAACAGUUUUACAGUAUAGAUUUUAUGUUAGGGAGAAUGGGUGAAAUAGCAAGGCUUUAAAAAUUGAAGAUAGCUCAAUUAGCAUGCAGACGUUGCUAAGCCUGCGUUUCAAAACUCAAUCUAUAGUAGGAGGUAAUGAGUUAAAUUCAAUAUUGUUACAUAUUGUGAACAGAAUACUUGCUGGAGAUCUUUUUCUGAAGUCGUCAACCAGAAUAUCAACACCAAUAAAUAGGAUGGAAAACGGCUGAGGCAAGGAUCAGAAGGUGUGAUACAGAUAAUGAGUCUAAAAGAAUAAAUUCUUUCAACCUCUGCAAUUGUUGCAAUUUAUUCAAUAUUUUGUUUUCA
Mobula hypostoma (lesser devil ray) is the source of this 8987-nucleotide messenger RNA. Its product is annotated as calpain-5-like. Gene Ontology annotation, biological process: proteolysis. Gene Ontology annotation, molecular function: calcium-dependent cysteine-type endopeptidase activity. Gene Ontology annotation, cellular component: cytoplasm. The coding region runs from base 251 to 2005 and encodes 584 amino acids. The transcript has 12 exons. Lineage: Eukaryota; Metazoa; Chordata; Chondrichthyes; Myliobatiformes; Myliobatidae. The record is from RefSeq and is a predicted model, not a curated record.